GGGCAUGACAGUGACAUCUGGGAGUGUGACACUAAUCAAAGACUCCCAGAACCUGAUUGGUAUAAGUAUUGGAGGUGGCGCCCCCCUGUGUCCAUGUCUUUAUGUCGUGCAAAUAUUCGACAACACACCUGCUGCCAAAGACGCCACUCUUGCUUCUGGUGAUGAAAUUGUGGGUGUCAGUGGACAGUCUGUGAAAGGAAAGACUAAAGUGGAAGUAGCACGUAUGAUUCAAGCUGUAAAGACUGAGGUUACUAUUAACUACAACAAACUCCAUGCUGAGGUGAAAAGAGGCAAAACUUUAGAUAUAAUUCUUAAAAAGAUGAAACAUUCCAUAGUUGAGUCAAUGAGUUCCAGUACAGCAGAUGCCUUGGGUCUUAGCAGAGCAAUCCUAUGUAAUGAUAUUUUAGUUAAGAAGUUAGAAGACUUGGAAAUGACAGGGGGAACUUAUGCUGGCCUAGUGUCACACAUUAAACGUCUCCUCAGAGCAUUUUUCGAUCUGGCCCAGUCUCAUAGAGCAUUUGGUGAGGUUUUCUGUGCAAUAGGGGUGAGAGAGCCUCAGAAAUCAGCCAGUGAGGCAUUCUCUGAGUUUGGUGAGGCACAUAGAAAUAUUGAGAAAUUCGCCAUCAAGAUGUUGAAGACUGUGAAACCAAUGAUAAGUGAUCUGAACACAUACCUAAACAAAGCUGUACCUGAUACUAGGCUGACAGUGAAGAAAUAUCUUGAUGCAAAGUUUGAAUAUCUGUCAUACUGCCUGAAGGUAAAAGAAAUGGAUGAUGAAGAGUACAGCUAUGCUGCCCUCCAAGAGCCCCUUUAUAGAGUAGAGACUGGCAAUUAUGAAUAUAGAUUGGUGCUGAGGUGUCGCCAAAUGGCCAGGGUGAAAUUUGCCAAAAUGAGAAGUGAUGUUUUAGUAAAACUAGAACUUCUAGAUCAGAAACAUGUCCAAGAUAUAGUAUUCCAGCUACAGAAACUAGUCAAUGCAAUGUCUCACUACCACAAUGAAUGCCAUGUGAGUAUGAAAAAUGGCAACUGGUUCCCAAUAGAGGUAGACCUAUCCCAGAGUACCUUCACAUAUGACAAAUCCAAUCAGUUUGAUGAUGAAGAGGAUGAGGAAGGAGAUGAGGAAGAGGACACUAGUGCUGAAGUAGGAGCAACUGGGGGAACAACCGGGGAGGAACUUAUAAGUACUGAUCUCCUUGGAGAUUAAAACUGUGUUUAACUUUACAAUGGAUGUACAGUUGCAUAUAGUGAAAAUUUCUGGAUUGGAAAUAAAGUUCUGAAUCUUGGAUCUGUCUCUUGAGUUCAACCACAUCUGCAUUAUACAGUAUAUUGAGGACAAUAUUAACGGGGGUGAAUGGUUACUUGAUGCAAGAGAUACUAUUUUACAUUGAAUCCCUCAUACUUCAGGUUUCUGUACACAUACUUUUGACAUAUCUCUGAGACUAAUCAGAGGUUAAGCCCAGGUCUAGUAGAUUACAUGGAUAUGGAUAGAUACAAAAGAAAAAUACUGAAAUGCCUACCUACUCUAAUUGAGAAAUCACAAAAGUUAGACAAUGAACAUACUGUAAUUAAAAUUCAUUUAUUGUUAGUUUUGAUUUGGCUCACAUUUUAGCUGAUGAUUAUUAGGUGAUUUGGCUAGCUAGUAUUUCCUCGAUUUAAAAUGGGUGCCAGUUUUUGGAAUUCCUGUUUGUUUCAAUGCAUUCUUUAUCAUUUCUAAAAUCAAUAAUUAAAGUGCAAUUUUUUGUGUGUAAAGAUAGCACUUAUUCAUUGGUCAAAAGGCAGCAGACAAAUUAUGAUAUGUUGCUGGAUCAGCUGCAUAAUCGUUGUUUUAAAAACUUGGAAGUAAAAUUGUUAAGCUAUUGAUAUGAAACCAAAUUAAAACUUUACAAAAGAGAAGUUGAUCACAAUCAAAUCACACAAUCGACUCAGAUCUGAUAAGUUAAGAUUCUCAGGAAGUUUUGAAAACAACUUCAUAUAAAAAUUGACUUUGUGAAAGCUUAAAUACUCAUGAAUUGGUAUUUGUAAGUCAUAAAAACCUGUUUAAGAAAACUAAUAUAUUGUUUCAUGCAGAGAGCUGUGUCUUAUGUGUGCUCAUUAACAUGUAAGUUGAAUGAGACAUUUUAAAGUCAGUUCGACUAUAAGAAUGGGGCUCCAUUUGAUGGGUUUUACUGUAUAUCUGACAGCUGAAUAUAAAUGUGAAUUAAGGUUCAGAAUCUCUUAAGGGUCCUGUUUUAGUUGGUUUCGUUAUUUUUCUUUAAUAUGAUUUAUGUUUAAAAUUGACUUGUAGUCAAAUCAGUUCUGUAUAUUAAUGUCAACAUUCCAUGCAAGUAAAGUUCAUUCCAUCAUAUUAAUAAGGGGUCAAUUAAAGUGGGGUUGGCAAUUAAAAGAGUGCUUAGCAGUUACUGGUCAUAAGGGAAUAACUAUCCUCUGAUUUAAAAAUUUCAUUAAACCAAAAGUACAAUGGCAACCAGGGGUAUACAUUACCAGAAGGGUUCCCAAUUUAAGAAUUCCUAUAUCCAUUCUACUAUGACAUCAUACGGAUUUUUCAGUUGGGAAUAUUCUGGUAAUGUCAGGGACAUGAUCUUGAAAAAGCAAACAGAAUUAUAGUAUGCCAUCCGAGAGAUGGAUUUAAUGAUUUGAAUACUUCUCCAUCCUCAUCUCUACAUGUUGCUAUGUCCCAAAAUGUAUCCCAGACUGACUUAAAAUUGUGAUAUUAUUGUUAAGGGCUAAGACAGUUAGAUCUUGGUAGGCCUUUGACUGAAUUAAUUUUUCACAAAUUUUCAAAAAUCACUCUUCUAGAUAUUGAAUAAUUUUCUUUUGAUUUAAAGAACAGAUUUUUUUCGAAAUUCAGCCUCUAGUAAUAUUUCUGAAAUGGCUUGAUCUAAAGGCAUGAUCUAAUUGUCUGCCCUGAAGUAAUACUGAAAGUUACCAUACAAUUUAUUGUGCAAUAUAAAAUGAUAUUGUUAUAUCUAUAUAUGUAAAUAUUCAACCUAGAAUAACAGGUUAUCAGAAGAAAUCCAUAAAAUUAUAUGAA
Messenger RNA from Owenia fusiformis, 3031 nucleotides. NCBI's taxonomy places the organism in Eukaryota, Metazoa, Annelida, Polychaeta, Sabellida, Oweniidae. The record is from the annotation of a GenBank genome assembly.